Myripristis murdjan (pinecone soldierfish) is the source of this 2298-nucleotide messenger RNA. RefSeq names its product calcium/calmodulin-dependent protein kinase II inhibitor 2a (gene camk2n2a). The transcript is spliced from 2 exons. NCBI's taxonomy places the organism in Eukaryota, Metazoa, Chordata, Actinopteri, Holocentriformes, Holocentridae. Gene Ontology annotation, molecular function: calcium-dependent protein kinase inhibitor activity; protein kinase binding. The record is from RefSeq and is a predicted model, not a curated record. The coding region runs from base 298 to 537 and encodes 79 amino acids. Gene Ontology annotation, biological process: negative regulation of protein kinase activity.
CAUCAGCCAGCAACACAGGCGAACACAACUCUCUCUCCCAGCUCACUACAGCUGCACCACAACCUGAGACCACAGAGCGACACACACCAUCACCACCACCACCCGGACCUCCGAGGCUGGCCGCGCAUCCACAUCUAGUCCUAACUCUGACUGAUACUCCAAACGGAUCCCGGCAGGAGAAACCUGACCACUGCAACGACCACAAAAGGGAUCUUAGGCUAUAUUGAUUAUAUAGCCACCGCCGACGACUUUUAUCUGUUUUUCCAGUCGCUGGUAAUCCUUCUCCACCGUGCCACAAUGUCCGAGGUGUUGCCAUACAACGAGGGGAAAAUGAGCGGCUAUGGGGCGGACAGCGAGGUCAGUCAGAUGUCCUUUAGCUGCGGACUGCAGGACACAAACGCCUUUUUCGCUGCGUCGCAGGCGAAAAGACCCCCAAAGCUUGGACAGAUCGGCAGAGCCAAACGAGUGGUGAUCGAGGACGACCGAAUAGACGAGGUCCUGAAGGGGAUGACAGACAAGUCCUCACCUGGCGUUUAAACAUGAACGAUGCCUUGCAGACUUUUUUAAUUUUGAUCACCGAUUUGAAGCACUUGUCGGCUGUGCAUGUUCGAGGAUUGCAGGAGAAACGAUGGCACGAAGCGAAGACAAGUAUGGAAUGAGAAAGGGAAUGAAGGGGAAAGAAAGGGAAGAUGGAGAAGGCAAAAAGGAAGAGAAAAGAGAGAGAGAAAGAGAGAGAGAAAGAGAGAGAGAGAGACUCUGGAAAAGACCGAGAUUUAUCAUGGGAUUGCUGGCAAUUCUCCAAACGAAUCCCGAUUUUAACUACUGCUGCGCAGCAAGAUGUUGAGAUGGCGGACACUGCUCUGUGUCUCAACCUCUGCUGAAUUUAUGAUGGAUUAACUUGUCAUUACUUCACGACCAUCUCUUUCUUUCCAAAAGCGCUGUAAGCAACAAAAUACUGCAACUGGAGGCUGAACCUAAAUUCAAGCCUUAUUUCAAUAAGUUGUACAGUAGGUAGGCUAAGCUUUCAGACCUUUCCUCCCCUUUAGGCUUUGCUUUGUUGAUUCAAUCAGCGACGGUGCAUUCAAGGGAGCUGUCCUUUCAGCACUGGUCCAAUGCAUUCCUGUUGCUGCUAACGCUUUUUAAAAACAGACCAACCAAACUCUCAAGUCUACUAACUAGAGGAGACCCAUUGUAUGUAAAAACAUAUAUCCGAGGAUGGUGCAAUGUUAAUAUUUUCUUUGCUAUAGCCCAAUUUGUUUUGGCCCUACUCCUGAAAAAAACCUUAUAGUCCACAGAUUAAAAUGAACAAUGGGCUACAGUUUUAUUCUUGCAUUACCCAUUAGUGGUUAAAGGUGCAGACUGGCGCCUUCAUGUAGCUAAUCUACACCUGCACAUAUCUUUUGUUUUUCCUUUUUUAUUUAUUUAUUUUUUUAAUUUGACAUUUUCAAUACUGAAAUAUCGACAGAGGCCAGCAGAGACGAAGAAAUUAUAGUAAAUGUUUAAAAUACUAGUCAUGAAAUUGAUGGGAAAAGAAAAGAUGUUUUCUAUUAUUUGAUUAUUUUAAUUUUGCUAUUAUUCGUGUUUUCGUCUUCUAUAAAUUAAAAGUCGACUUUUUUCUCCAUCUAUUUGCAUGAUCUUUCGCUCCGGUGCCAACACAGGUGCCACCACUCUUACCCUGGCACGCUUCUUUUUAACAAAAUUCAUAUUUGUAUUUUUAUAUCUAAAUAUUUGUUAUUUAAAUGAUAUGCUAGUCUAUCGUCUUACAGUUCAUCAACAAAAAUAUUUAUACUUCAGAGAGGAUAUACAGAUCGAGACUAGGCUACAUAACGGAGAAUCUAAGAGAUUUUGGUUGACUGGUCUCAUUCUAUAUCAAAGGUUGGACGUUUUUUAAAGACUAACUGAAUGUGUCUGGGGUUUUUGCACACAUCAAUGUUAAACUAUUAUUAAGAAAUCGUAUACUGUGACUUGAGCUUCGUUGAUGAAUUUGUUAGAAAAUGGCAGUUUUAGAGUAUAUUGCACUGUUUACGAGUAUCCUCAAAUAACACCUUGUUAUUUGACCGAUUUUGGACAUUACAGUUAUGUUUUUUAUUUUGUUUAUUUUGUACCAUUCUUUUAAAGAAACUGGAUAUGGUUUGUUGUGCAUGAAACCUUAAUAUUUUCAAUAAUGAAACAUCGUUUUAUGAAGCAAAAAAGCAACAAAAAUGUCAUGACAUUCUAAGAAUGAGUCAUUGUAUAUUAUGAUGCCAUUUUCACUGUAUUUGGUGAACUAAUAAAUGGUGAAAGAAGAUUAUAUGGUGA